This is a messenger RNA of Loxodonta africana (African savanna elephant), 2609 nucleotides long. RefSeq names its product E3 ubiquitin-protein ligase RNF4-like. Gene Ontology annotation, cellular component: PML body. Lineage: Eukaryota; Metazoa; Chordata; Mammalia; Proboscidea; Elephantidae. Gene Ontology annotation, biological process: positive regulation of transcription by RNA polymerase II. The transcript has 3 exons. Gene Ontology annotation, molecular function: transcription factor binding. The coding region runs from base 799 to 1368 and encodes 189 amino acids. The record is from RefSeq and is a predicted model, not a curated record.
UAAAGGCGGAUUUAAAGGGGGAAAAACCCAGCGCUUUUUGCCCUCCGGUCGGUGGGUGUUUGCGCCGCGGCGCCCCUCUUGGUGGCUUUGGCUUUGCUCGCUGGGUUGCCCCGCCGGCUUGGGCGCGACCACCAGAAAGGUAAAGAAAACCAAAGCCUCAAGGAAGCAAUCAGCCCAAAGGACUAAUGACCCACGUGAACCACAGCCUCCUCUAACCUGAGACCAGAAGCACUAGAUGGUGUCCAGCUACGCACUACUGACUGCUUUUACCGAGAUCACAACCGAGGACCCUGGUUAAUUUUAGAAUGGGAGAAAAAUGUAGAACAAAAUUCAAAUCAUAAAAAGGCCAGGCUUACUGGUCUGACAGACUGAAGGAACCCCCAAGACUAUUGCCCUAAGACAGCCUUCUAACCUGGAACUGAAGCCACUCCUGGAGGCCACCUUUCAGCUGAAUAGACUGGCCUAUAAAAUAAACAAUAACAUACAUGAGGAAAUGUGCUCUUUAGAACAAUCAAUUAUACGAGACCAGAAGAUAAAAAUUCAGAUUGAGUUGUCUUAUCAGUGGCUCCCAGAAGAGUCACCCUCUGUGGGAGCACAUCAGUUGUGGAGGCGAAGACAGAGGACUGGAACCAGGAUCAGAGCUCAAAGAUACUAGAAAAUCUGGGCUCUAAAUUCUUAUGUAGGCCAGCUGCAAAAUGCAACCAUAACAACAGUUGCAAGACAUUGAGGACUUUAACAUUCAUUGUAAACUUUGGAACAAAUUGCUUACUUCUUUGAAGGCUGGAUCCAAAAAGCACAAUGAAUACAAGAAUGUGCUGUGGUAGCAUGGUCAAUUCCAGACAAGCCCAUAAGCGGGCUGGGAUAGGAGGCCCAACCCCUGAGAUGGCAUUGGAAGCAGAACUGAUAGAACUCAGGGAAAGUGAUAGGGAUGAAGUAGUAGACCUCACCUGUGAAUCUUUAGAACCCACAGUGAUUGAUCUAACUCAAAAUGACUCUGUUGUGAUAACUGAAGAAAGGAGGAGGCCAAGGAGAAACGCAAGGCCACUUGAAGGCCAAAUUGGCAGCUGUGUGGUGAGCAGUGAUGAGGAGGGGUUGAUGAGGGACAGAGAUGUGUAUGUGAUCAACAGUGUCCACCACAAUGCCCUGGAAGAAGAAGCUUUACGUUGCCGGCUACCUGGUUAUAUCUGCUGUCGAAUUUGCAUGGAUGGGUAUUCAGAGAUUGAACAGAGCGGAAGAUGCAUCUAUUCUACAGAAUGCGGCCACAUCUUCUGUAGUCAGUGCCUCCGCAAUUCCCUUAAAUAUACUAAAACUUGUCCAGUUUGUUUGAAAAAAAUCCGUGGCCAUGAGUACCACCGCAUUUAUGUAUGAUGUGUGCUGUGUUGUUCAGGACAGACAGCCUGGCUGGCGUUUUCCACGUGCUACUGUAGAACUAUGGAUUGUUGGCAUCCAAUGCUCUGAGCUCAAAAAGCCUGAUUUUUAAGUCUGCUAUCUGCAGUAUAUAAAAAGCUGUUUUGUUUCUACAUACUAUGAGAUGCUCCUUUUUGUUUUUCUUUGGUUUCAUGCCACAGGGCUGGACUUUGGUGGUUGUCUCAGUGUGCCAGAGACAAGUGGCUGUCCCCAAAGCAAUUUUUCCCUUUCUUUCCCAUAGUAAUCAAUUUCUAGUUGGCCACCUGUGGCCAUUUUGGAUCAUGUAAAUGAGGGCACCACCCUAGAGAUGGUGGAGCAAGUAGACAGAAGGAACCUAGGAGACUGACGAUGUCACAGACAAGAGCAACCGUACAAGUUUGGACUUUUAUGUGCAAGAAGUAUGAAUUUCAUCCUUGUUUAAGCAACCAUUAUAUUGGGUCUGGAGCGCUGGUGGCACAAUCGUUAAGUGCUCGGCUGCUAGCUGAAAGGUUGGCAGCUCCAACCCAGCCAGCGGCUCCACAGAAGAAAGACCUGGCAAUCUUCUCCCAUAAAGAUUAUAGCCUAGAAAACCCCACGGGGCAGUUCUGCUCUGUCACAUAGGGUCACAGUGAGUUGGAAUCGGCUCAGUGGCAUCUAACGACAUGUUGGUCUUGGCUAGAUUAAUGGAAACUGUAUUCUGAUUAAUGGACUAGGCAGGGUAUUGCCUCUGGAUUUCUCGAUUCCUUUGGGAGUAGAAGUCAGUCAGUCUUUUCUGGCCACCUGUUCAACCAGCAGAGUGAAGGGGGUAUACUACUAGGCACCCUGCCCUGCUGAGUCUUCUAGUGACCUGUGAGGCCGGCCUGGGCAGUGGCCUGGGCACAAUGGAAUACGGAGGCAUUGUCCUGUGCUCUCUUGAACCUGCCAGCCAGAGAAGCGCUGUCUUCACCCUGGAUUUACAGGUAUGCCUGCCUUUGACCACCCUGAUCAACUGAUCAACAAGUCUGCAUGUGUCUCUGUGAACAAACAGAUCAGCUCAUCACCAUCUCAGCUGCUCUGGGGCCUGGCUGGCUCAGAGGCCUUGAGAAGACCCUCCACUGCUAUCCUUUGCAGAAUGUCGCAUGGCACUCACAGUUCAGUCUGCACUUUUGACUGGAGGAGGGUGGUCUCUGCAAAGCCCUCUCCCUUUCUCAGAGAGUGAAACGCGGAAUAAAGCUUGCUCUACA